UACUACUACAUUUAAGGGGAGUAAUUUGUAGCACUGAUCAAGUUCUAGGGUUUUGGUAUGUAAUUGUCGCAAUAUGUAUAUCCGGUUUCUACGUAAUCUAGGGUUUUCUCUGUAAUCUGCAACAGAGCCCAAGUUGUGAACAGGACAGGACUUAUAUCAGGCUGACAUUUUGUGAAUGGCAAAUAGUCCCGAUCCUGACAAUGAUGACGAUUUUAGUGAACUUUAUAAGGAAUAUACGGGCCCUCUGGGUUCUAAUGCCGCAAAUGUAGAAGACAAAGCAAAAACUGGUAAAAGGUCACAUGCAAGUUCUGAUGACGAAGACGAGACUCAUGACCCUUAUGCUGUCCCAACCGAUUUUACUAGCAGAGAAGCUAAGGUUUGGGAGGCUAAGUCUAAAGCUACUGAGAGGAUCUGGAAGAAGAGGAAAGAAGAAGAAAUGAUUUGUAAAAUAUGUGGGGAAUCAGGUCACUUUACUCAGGGAUGUCCGUCCACUCUUGGAGCUAACCGCAAGUCUCAAGAUUUCUUUGAAAGAGUUCCCGCGAGAGAGAAACAUGUGAAAGCACUUUUCACGGAGAAAGUGAUUCAAAAAAUCGAAAAAGAUAUUGGGUGCAAAAUUAAAGUAGAAGAAAAAUUUAUUAUUGUCAGUGGCAAGGAUAGACUGAUUUUGGCAAAAGGCGUGGAUUCUGUUCACAAGGUUAAAGAAGAGGGUGAAAAAAAGGGUUCCUCUUCGCACAUGAGCAGAUCUAAGUCACCUGAGCGGAGAAGCCCUGUUAGCUCACGGUUUGGACGCUCUGAUUCCCAGAGGUCUCUCCCCAGCCCACGCAAUCCAUCCCAGGUCCAACAGAGGUUUGGUAGACAGGAUAAGGUUGUCGAAGACCGUUUUCAUGAUGAUCUGCAAAAACUGGCAAGGGGUUCCCCACAAGCUUAUGUUAACAACAGAGCAAGAGUUCGUACAAGCAACUCAAAAUCUCCGACUCGCGGCCCUUUUACUGGAAACUCAUUUGAUUCAUAUGAUGGUCAUAAUCAAAGCAUGGGGGUCCAGAGAACUGAUGGUUGGGUUAAUGAAAGACGAGGAUCAGAGAUUCAGUCUAGCCGUAAUUUUGAGCACCCUGCCUUCCCACAUACUUUGGAGGAAUUAGAGUUAGAAUAUAAGAGGGAGGCGAUGGAACUUGGAAGUAUUCGUGACAAGGAAGAAGACGAAGAGAAUUACAAGCAUCGCGAGGCUGUCAGGGAAAUGAAGGAGAAUUAUGUGAAGAAAUUGGCUUUACAAAGGGGGAUCCAUGCAAAACAAUGGGAAGAAUUUCUUCAACUUGAUGCCCAAAGGAGGCAACAACGUUCACGGCAACAGAUAUCCUCUUCUGGAUUUGGUGGUUAUAAACAACCCAGUUAUCCCGAGUAUGAUAGCCCAUCAGGCAGUGCUCACUACGCGGGAGCUAGUAUGCCAAUGGACUCAAGGGGCAGAUACCAAAACACUACAGAUAAUUAUCCUUCUUUGAGGCCCCAUGACACUUACGGAGACUUCCAGCGUCAGAGGCGUGAGGAUUAUGGGAAAGCGUAUAAUCGGUACUAAGUGGUGCAUGGGAGCUAAGUUUGGGUCCAGUUGUUCGGCGCAUGGGAGUCUCAAAUUUAGGUGAGCUUUUUAAUGAUGUAUCUGGACUCCAGAAGGACCGUUGGUUUUUAUAAUCCCCAUUUGAGAGUGUACUUUUGUCCCCCUAAAUGGUUCUGUGUUCCUUUUAAAACAUUCGCAUUGUGAACAAAAGAAAUGAAGGCAUGGUUUUGGUUCAUCUGCAA
Messenger RNA from Rhododendron vialii, 1791 nucleotides. RefSeq lists its product as uncharacterized. The coding region runs from base 176 to 1570 and encodes 464 amino acids. The record is from RefSeq and is a predicted model, not a curated record. NCBI's taxonomy places the organism in Eukaryota, Viridiplantae, Streptophyta, Magnoliopsida, Ericales, Ericaceae. Gene Ontology annotation, molecular function: nucleic acid binding; zinc ion binding. The transcript is spliced from 6 exons.